Loxodonta africana (African savanna elephant) is the source of this 1341-nucleotide messenger RNA. It is a transcript of the gene GDF7, whose product is annotated as growth differentiation factor 7. Gene Ontology annotation, biological process: BMP signaling pathway. Lineage: Eukaryota; Metazoa; Chordata; Mammalia; Proboscidea; Elephantidae. Gene Ontology annotation, molecular function: cytokine activity; growth factor activity. The transcript is spliced from 2 exons. Bases 1 to 1341 code for a protein of 446 amino acids. The record is from RefSeq and is a predicted model, not a curated record. Gene Ontology annotation, cellular component: extracellular region.
AUGGACCUGAGCGCCGCCGCCGCGCUGUGCCUCUGGCUGCUGAGCGCCUGCCGUCCCCGCGACGGGCUCGAGGCAGCUGCGGUGCUGCGAGCGGAGGGGGCAGAACCGGCCAGGGGCUCGGGGGGCGGCGGCAGGCGGAACCUCGCCUCGGCUGCAGGCCCCUCCGCUGCCCCGGCCGCCGCAGCUCCCCGGGCCCGUGCGGCGCGCCGCGCCGCCGGCUCUAGCUUCAGGAACGGCUCGGUGGUGCCUCACCAAUUCAUGAUGUCGCUUUACCGGAGCCUGUCCGUGAAGGCUCCAGCCGGGGCAGCAGGCGCCUCCGCCUCCGGCCGCCACAGCCACGCAGACACAAUCACCGGCUUCGCAGACCAGGCGACUCAAGAUGAUUCGGCGGCGGAGACUGGUCAGAGCUUCCUGUUCGACGUGUCUAGCCUUCCCGACGCAGAUGAGGUGGUGGGCGCGGAGCUGCGCGUGCUGCGCCGAGCGCCCGGGGAGCCGGAUCCCGGCAGGGCUACCUCGCCGCCCCUGCUGCUGCUGUCCACGUGCCCCGGCGCCGCCCGCGCACCGCGCCUGCUGCACUCGCGGGCUGCCGAGCCCCUGGACGCCGCGCGCUGGGAGGUGUUCGACGUGGCGGACGCCGUGCGGCGCCACCGCCGGGAGCCGCGCGCUGGCCGGGCUUUCUGCCUCCUGUUGCGCGCAGUGGCGGGGCCCGCGCGAAGUCUGCUGGCGCCUCGGCUUCUGGGCUUAGGCUCGCGGGGCGGAGGCGGCGCAGCGGCGGAAGAGCGCGCGCUGCUAGUUGUUUCCUCCCGCUCGCAGAGCAAGGAGAGCCUGUUCCAGGAGAUCCGCGCCCAGGCCCGCGCGCUCGGGGCAGCGCUGGCCGCAGAGCCGCCGCCCGACCAGGGACUCGGCCCCGGAGCUCCGAAGGGGGUUCUCGGCGGCCGCAGGCGGCGACGGACGGCACUGUCUGGGACUCGGACGGCGCAGGGCAGCGGCGGGGGCGGGGGUCGGGGCCACGGGCGCAAGGGCCGGAGCCGCUGUAGCCGCAAGCCACUGCACGUGGACUUCAAGGAGCUGGGCUGGGACGACUGGAUCAUCGCGCCGCUGGACUAUGAGGCGUACCACUGCGAGGGCAUUUGCGACUUCCCGCUGCGCUCGCACCUCGAGCCUACCAACCAUGCCAUCAUUCAGACGCUGCUCAACUCCAUGGCUCCGGACGCGGCGCCGGCCUCCUGCUGCGUGCCUGCGCGCCUUAGCCCCAUCAGCAUCCUCUACAUCGAUGCCGCUAACAACGUGGUCUAUAAGCAAUACGAGGACAUGGUGGUAGAGGCAUGCGGCUGCAGGUAG